AAUAUUUGGUAUGCUUUCAUAAAUGUGUAAUACCCAAAACUGGUGCUAAAGCUUCUAAUUUAUAAGUAGCAAUAUAUUAGGAACCAAACCUAAUUUUCUCUAACCUUGGGACAGAAAUAAGGUGCCCACAUGUAAUUUUAAAUGCCACAGGUCACAGCUGCCUGACCUACAUAUCUCACCCCGGUAUCAGAUGGAGGUAGAGCUCUAGGUCUGGGAUCAAUGGGGCACUGCCGGGUCUCUUCCAUCUGGGAUCCCAAGCCCCUCCUGCCUCCUGGGUCUCUGCAGGAGGAUGGGGGAGGGGCAUGAGGGCAAAAGGAAGGAAUUGGGGGGGGGCAAGUCCCCUUCCUGUUCAGACCAAGUUCACUUCCAAGCCUGACCCUCUCUGCUGCCCUCCCGUUCUGGUUAGAGUCUCUCCCCAGAGGACAGGGCCUUUGUAAGUGCUCAGAGACUUCAAGCUCUGUAAUUCCAUGUUGGCCAGGGUCCAUCCUAGGAAGAAAAGGCAAAGACAAUGUCUCCCUCACCCUGAGAUCCUUCUCCCUCCCCAGGUCAGCUUGCAGAUAACCAAAGGCUAUUCCAAGAGAGAACCUGGAGCCAGAGAGAAUGGUCCCUGGGACCCAGACACCCUCAUCCCAGGAGUUGGUGACAUUCAAGGAUGUGGCUGUGGAAUUCACCAAGGAGGAGUGGCACCUCUUGGACCAUUCUCAGAAAGAGUUGUACAAGGAGGUCAUGCUGGAGAAUGCCCAGAACCUGCUCUCUGUGGGAAUUCCAGUUUCAAGAGAAGAUUUGAGCUCCCUUUUCCAGGAAGGGGAACUAGCAGGGAUGGCAGAACAAAAAGGUCCAAGGAACUCCUGCCCAAGUGGAGAGACCAAGUUUGAAGUGAAGGAGAUGGCUACAAAGGUGAACAUUUUUGUGGAAGAAUUUGGCCAACAUAGAUUUGAGAGUGAUGGUGCCUGUGACAUCACAAGAGAAAUCUGUGACUCUCAUACCAAGGUGGAAAAAAUUCCUAAGACAAUCUAUGAGUCUGAUUUUACUGUGGAAUGA
Messenger RNA from Dromiciops gliroides (monito del monte), 1041 nucleotides. RefSeq names its product zinc finger protein 69 homolog. The transcript is spliced from 5 exons. Gene Ontology annotation, biological process: regulation of DNA-templated transcription. Lineage: Eukaryota; Metazoa; Chordata; Mammalia; Microbiotheria; Microbiotheriidae. The record is from RefSeq and is a predicted model, not a curated record. Bases 601 to 1041 code for a protein of 146 amino acids.